GAUAGUUUAGAUAACUUCUCAAACUUGAUUUUGAAACAUAUCAGAGAAAACUGAUUUUUGAAGUAUUGUCAUAAAGCUGAGUUGCAGAGUGCAGAGCUCCGAGCUGAUAUGAAAUACUUUUGGUUUGCGGCACUUGUUGCCGUAAGCAUAGCAGACAGUGUUUGGGCGCUGGAUGAUUGCUUUGGAAAUUCCUCCGCGGCUAUCUCGACUGAUGAGUUCAACACUCUUCUUCAGGACUGGUCGCGUGAGUUGUUUGUGGAGCCGGAGAGUGAGCGUCGCUUUGCCUCCUGUGUGGCCUACAGCACCUCCCACUACCGCACCUUCGACGGCCUCUUCUACACGUUCGAGGGCCAGUGCACCUACUCCCUCCUCACCACUCCCGGUCUGGCUAUCGAGAUAGACAACUCACAGUGCGACGAACAGAACUGCAACAGGAAAGUGUACAUCACUUUGCAAGGGGGCACCUUCUACCAGUACAGAAUAGAGACCAACUACACCCACGCAGAGAUCAAGACGCCCGCAACAUCACUGCUUCCGGCGCAGCUGUUGAGUCUGGACUUGACUAACACUGCCUCUGCCUCUCUCCCCGGAAUUGGCGCUGACCCCAGCCGACACUCGCUUUCCGUGGCAGGUGACAAUGUAUACAUCAAACUGGGAGAUGCCAGAGUCAAACUGGGACCGGACGGAACAGUGGUGGUGACAUUGGAGACUGAGGCUUAUUUCAACGACCAGAGUGUGAGAGGCAUGUGUGGCUCGUUCGACGACAACCGAGAGAACGACUUCAAGAACAACGAGGACGAGUAUGUCGCACAUGCAGCCGCAUUCGCCAACUCAUGGAAGAUCACAGACUACGAGACUGUGCCCGGCACUUGCAAGGACGCGGAAGAGUCUGUGCACCCGUGUAUGGGGGUGUCUGAUGAACAGAGAGGAGGCGCAGUGCAGACUUGUUCGGCCAUGCAGCACGGAACAUUCGAGCCGUACAAGGACGACUAUGGAGUGGAGAUGUACAAGUUGGACUGUGUGUAUGACUACUGCAAGGCCCUGCAGACUAAGUUGGACGAGUGUGUGGCAGUCUGUGACUCAUUCAUGAUGUUCGCCGAGCAGUGCAAUGCCAGACCAGACGGACCCCUGGUCGAGUGGAGGUCAGAGGAUUUCUGUCCCAAAACGUGUCCCAACCCAAACAUGGAGUAUUUGGAGUGUGGUCCCUCCUGUUGCCACACGUGCAACUUCGCCGGCAGACCCCUCGAUGACUCAUGCUACGAAGAGUGCACUCCCGGCUGCUUCUGCAAGGAGGGCUUCUUCAUGGGCGAGAACAUGGAGUGUGUGGAGAGACAGACCUGUCCCUGUGUCCACAAUGACGUCGAAUACGACUAUGGACAGAAGAUUAAUGUUGAUGACUGCAAUGACUGCACUUGUGACGGAGGUCAGUGGAACUGCACAGACUACAAGUGUGAUGGGGAGUGUCACGUGACUGGACAUGGCCAUUUCAGGACAUUCGAUGGAGUCCACUACUUGUUCCCAGAGAACUGCGAGUAUAUCCUCGCUGAGACGAUGGACUCUCCCGUGCAGGCGAACAAAGACUUCAUAGUGAGAAUGAAGAGUAUAGAUUGUGUGAGUGGCCACCAGGGCUGUGCCAAACAGAUCUCCAUCAAGAUCAAGGGCGAACAGAGGGGACAGCAGAGCAUCAUCCUCACCCCUGACACAGUCACUAUUGAUGACGUCCUGCUCACCGGAACCUCGAAGACGACUGACGGAGUGACAGUGGCUGAGAUGACAACCAACUACGUGGGAGUGUUCAAACCAGGAUUCGCUCUGCACUACAACAGACACGACUCUCGCAUAGCUCUCAAACUAGCCCCCAAUGUGUACAGUCAAGACGUACAUGGUCUCUGCGGCUAUUAUGACUAUAACCCCUCGAAUGACAUGAGGACGAGGAACAAUGUGGUGGAGGGGGACAUCCUCACUUUCGCCCACUCCUGGAUCUCAACUGCAGCUGCUGCCUCGUGCACCCAAAUGAAUGCCAUACACGCCGACAUGUGUUCCACAUACGCGUCAACCCGACGAGUCAAAGCCGAAGCAUACUGUGAGUUCCUCGAAACGGGCGACUCAUUCGCCGAGUGUCGAAAGAUCAUCUCGCCUGAGCCCUACAAAAAGCAGUGCAUGUACGACAUCUGUGCCGCCAACCCCACUAAUGUCAUCACAUCAUGCAGUGCCAUGGCCGCCUAUGCAGAUGCAUGUCAUCGCUAUUUGAACGAGAGUGGCCUCGCGUUGCUGGAUGGGUGGACUGCGGAGGUCGAGACUGCGGAAAUUACCGCUUGUUACCCCUCGUGUCCCGUUGGCUCUCAGUACACAGAAUGUGCUCCUGCAUGUGGACUCUCCUGUCAGGAUGUCUCCAUCGCCUCACUAGAGAGACAGACCUGUGCCUCCAAGUGCAUGUCUGGCUGUGGGUGUGGACAAGGCAUGCUGUAUGAUGAGCAGACUGAGACAUGUAUCCAGGCAGAUAGUUGUCCCUGCGAUUUCCCUGCUCAUUCUGGCUCAUAUUCGGAGGGCGAGUCACACACCGAGGGAUGUCUCAACUGCACCUGUUCGUCUGGUACUUGGAAGUGUGAGGUGGAAGAUAUGUGUGACAAGAGCUGUCCCAAUGGACUAGUGUUCAAGGAGGAUGUGCCCCCCUGCAUCCCCACUUGCGAGACUCACUUCGCUGAAGUACCCGAGGAGUGCCCCUACGGAUCAAUCGCUGGACUGUGCACAUGUCCCGCUGGGAAGGUGCUAAAGGACGAGACAGACAACCACUGCAUCUCCCCCAACAAGUGUCCGUGCCAACAUGGGGGCAGAUGGUACGACGCAGGAGAGCAGAUUGCCCAGGACUGCAACACCUGCACAUGCACGGGUCGAUACUGGAGUUGCACUGAGUUCCCAUGUCACUCUACCUGUUCUGCGACUGGCAGUGCCCACUACCGGACAUUCGACGGGGAGGCCUACCAGUUCCACGGGGACUGCAGCUACAUCCUAGUUGAAGACACAGUCGACAACCGAUUCAAAGUCGAGGCCAAGAAUGUACCAUGUGGCUCGAACAACAUCGCCUGCACCAAAGAGGUCAAGAUCUAUCUGAAUACUACAGUGAUUACUCUGUUGAGAGGCAACGACGUCGAAGUGAAUGCACGAAGGGUUGGGAAGGAUAACUUGGGGGGACUGUACGAGCCCCGGAUGGGUAUCCGGAUAGACGAGCCAGGGGCGUUCACUGUGGUCAAGGUGGACAGGCCAGAUGGGAGUAACUUCAGUGUCGCCUGGGAUGGAGUCAUGUCCGUGUAUGUGAGACUGCACCCCACCCUCAGUGGCCAGGUGGCUGGUCUGUGUGGGAACUACAAUGGGGACUCGGGGGAUGACUUCCGCAGCUCCGUCAAUGUGAUCGAGACCAACCCCGAGAACUUUGCCGACAGCUGGAAGACAGAUGGCAACUGUGUCAAGAGGACAAACCUGCAGCUGAAUGAGCACGACAGCGUUCGAUCUUCUUGGGCUGAGAAGCAGUGUGGGAAACUACAUGACGACGACAUCUUCGGCCAGUGCCACGAGAAGAUCAACCCCGACUCCUACUACGACGAGUGUGUGGCCGACUCCGUGUUCUGCGACCAGGGAGGGGACUGCGAGUGCAUGUGUACGGCCAUCGCACGCUACGCCAGACAGUGCUGCAACGAACACAACAUAUGUGCAUCCUGGAGGGACGAGGACUUCUGUCCAUACUCGUGUGGGACUUGUGCGGAUGAAGACAUCUGGGUGCAGUAUGACAACAUCUCCUACCCUCUGGAACACACCUGCAGACAGUACAGGGAGUGUGGACCCGCAUGUCCCCUCACUUGCCAGAACUACGCCGCUCAGUCGGCCGAAGACUGCGCCGACAACAGGUGUUACGAGGGAUGUUUCUGCAAAGCUGGCUACAUCUGGGACCCCUACUCGGAGACAUGUGUGUUGCCUGAAGGGUGUCCCUGUGCGUAUAAGGCACCCGGAAACAGUGACCUCAAACUAGUCGGCAGAGGAUUCACUUUCUACUCCGACAAGUGCAGCAAAUGCACGUGUCAUGGCAUGGGCGAGAUCAGAUGUCGCAAUGACGACGACAACCCGGACUGUGGAUGUGACGCUGCAUUCGAGAUCCCCUGUCAGCAGACGAGAGGACAGCACAACCACACCAUCUGUGUGUCCAAUCUGUACGUGUGUGACGGCAACCAGGACUGCGAGUAUGGGGAGGACGAGGAGGCAUGUGAGAUAGAGUGUGAGCACAGGUGUGAUGAUUCGGACAUGUUCAGCGCGUGCUACACCUCGGACGACAUCUGUGAUGGAGAGUGUGACUGCAGGAAGAGGGGAGAGAACUACUGUCUGGAUGAGAUCAACUGCGAACACGAGUGCGACCCAAACACUCACUUCGUCUGUCCAAGCACCAAUCUCUGCAUUCCAGAACCAUGGGUGUGCGAUGGUGAGAUCGACUGUGAGGUGACGGCGGAGGAGUUGUCUGGGAUGACAGGGGUCGUCGUACCCUUCCUGCCGGAGGAUGGCUCCCCCUGGAAUGACGAGAUGAACUGCUACUGUGAAGACCCCUCCAUGUUCCAGUGCGAGAACAACCCCAGACACUGUCUCAACAUCACCAAGGUGUGUGAUGGACAUGACGACUGUGGCGACAUGUCUGAUGAGCCCCCCUUCGUGGACAGGAACCUCUACUCCAUGUGCAGAACUGUCCCGACUAGCACUGGCAGUACGACUGCAACCGAAGAUCGGAAGGGCGAGACAAAAGUGUACACCACAUCUGGUAAAUACAAAGUGACCCAAGUACACUUACUCCGAAUAGAACCCAGUUGCUCAGAUGCAAGGUUUUUUAAAUCUACGUGCGAUAUUUAUAUCAAAUAAUUUUAAAAUAAGAAUCUAUUAGUAUAAAAAUUGCUUAUUAAUAUAUUAACUAAUGGAGCGAUGUUUGGACAAAUGGUGGAUGGACAGAUACGGAUGGAGCGAUAAUUGGAUUUUGAAUUGCUAAGCAAGCGAUGUUUUCCCAGUGUCUUCACACGGGGAUUGAAAUUUCAUGGGUAAAAUCAUCAGCUGCCGUAGGAUAAAUGAACUUUGAAACAAUGAGUGGGCAAGUAUUUUUUCCCGAAAUUUUUCAUUGAAAAAACGCAAAUACUUCGCUGAAUUCAGUUUUAGAAGUAAUAUGAAGGCGAACUCCAAUUUCGACCUGUACGAGCUUUGCUAUAACAGAAGCAAAAACAAAAAACGGAAAGUUCUACCGAAAAAACUGCAUGAUGUGCAUGAAGAAGUUGAUCGAGGAUGGCAAUUGUUGAGGUUUUUGUUGAAAACAAAGCUUAAACUUUGAGGCUUAAGCAAAAUUCAUUGUAUUGGUCCAAGUCAACCAGUUUGUGCUUUGUUACUUUAUGUUGAUUAAUUGUAAAUUAUGUUUUGCAGUUUGACCACGUUGUCCCUAGUUCUUAUAACUGAUGGGUAAAUUCUGGAAAAUAACUACUUUGAAGCUGAAUUUUGAAAUCAUU
Symsagittifera roscoffensis is the source of this 5525-nucleotide messenger RNA. Its product is annotated as SCO-spondin-like. Gene Ontology annotation, molecular function: protein binding. Lineage: Eukaryota; Metazoa; Xenacoelomorpha; Acoela; Convolutidae. The transcript is spliced from 29 exons. Gene Ontology annotation, cellular component: extracellular matrix. The record is from RefSeq and is a predicted model, not a curated record. Bases 109 to 4896 code for a protein of 1595 amino acids.